UAACAUGGUUACAAAAGUAAAAAAUAUUGUUUUUUCUUGAAAGUAAAAUACUGGAGUGUCACCAGCACUUCAACAGCUUGUAAACUACCCCAAAUGAGGGUGUCACCAGUCCCCAUAGUUGGCCCCAUGCACACCAAGAAGUUAUCAGCUGUAACAGGAAGGCUGUACAUCACAACUGAAGACGUGUACCUAUAUAACCCGCAUGAGGAAAUCAACACCUAAAAGCCAAAACAGAAGUAGCGGCUGACAACACCAAGUCGGAAGUAGCCUUUUUCAAAAUCCUCCACUCCUCAAACUGUCAAAUGCUCUGAGAUAUGUGCGCCUGCCUCGACAAACCCAAACAACCGGGUUUGAAGCAGCCUGUCAAAAACUAAACAGAGACGGAGGUGAAGCUGUGAUGCCUGGUCAUGCUGGAGGAGGACAAAAAUAGUGAGGAGGGGAGCGGUAACGUUACCGUGUCAUACGACAAUGAAUUCCACACUGGUGUUAUGGAAGAAGACCUGAGAUGUAUUGAAGAAAUGUCAAAAAAGUACGGCAGCAACGCUCUCAUCAAAGUAAAGGAUUGUUCACCUGGAAAAGUUUUCUUGAAGGGGCUUGUCAUCCUUCCACUUCAUUUGGCAGCUUCAUACAGAAGAGUACAGAGUAUGCAGAGCCUGCUGUCAGCGGGGGCAGACCCCGAAAUAAGGGACCAGCUCGGUCGAACCACGCUGCACCUGGUGAUAUCCACGUGGCCCAACAUCCUGACUUCUGGGCUAAAACCGGGUUCUAAGUUCCAGACUGCUGUGAUUGAUGUACGCAGGCAAGCAGAGGCCUGUUUACAGCUCCUCUGUGAGCACGGGGUUAACAUCAGUGCAGAGGUGGAGGGAGAGAGCCAGCAGACAGCUCUGCACCUAUCAGUGAGCUACUCCGCUGUGUCUGCCAUCCAGAUUCUGGCCAGCUACGGUGCUGAUGUAAACGCUGUGGACAGCAGGGGGAUGACGCCGCUGCACAUGGCGGCUGGGAUCCUUCAUAAGGACAUUAUAGCCAGCUUGAUCAGGCAGGGAGCAGAUAUCAACAUGGGAGUGAAGCACUCUGGGAAUACUCCUCUGCACCUGGCGGUCGUGGCAGUUGCUGUGAAGACCCAUAAAACUAUGGAAGACUAUAUUAGCUGCAUCUCUGAGCUGCUGGAGGGGGGGGCCGAGCCGGACACGGUGAACAACGCUGGAAUGACUCCUCUACAUGAAGCGUGCAGCAUGGGAAACACAGAACUUGUGGACUUGCUGAUGAGAUACGGAGCAAACGUGAAUAAGCUGAGCAGAUCAGGAGAGAACUGUCUGUUCCUGUUCCUGCACCACAGGUGUAACAUAAGGAACAGCUCUCUGCUGGUCAAACUCCUCAACCUGACUUCACCACUCACAGUCUACAACCAGGACGGCCACCUGCCCUCAGCCUUGACACUACCAUGUUUCUUCAAGCAGAGAGACCAGCUACUAAACCUCACCCAACAGCCAAGGAGGCUUCAGGACAUUUGUAAGAGUGAUAUUUAUCUAAAACAUAUCCGAGGAAAGAGAGAAGAGUUGAGGAAGAUAUUGCCCGAGAGGCUCUAUGACUAUACAUUUAAUCACUGGGAGAAUAUACACAACAUCUCCUUUGUGACAGAUGAUGAAAUGGAUUCUUUUAAUAAUGUAUUGAAUAUUAGGUCUAGUUGA
Messenger RNA from Scomber japonicus (chub mackerel), 1688 nucleotides. RefSeq names its product ankyrin repeat domain-containing protein 61-like. Gene Ontology annotation, molecular function: protein binding; transcription cis-regulatory region binding. Gene Ontology annotation, biological process: positive regulation of transcription by RNA polymerase II. Lineage: Eukaryota; Metazoa; Chordata; Actinopteri; Scombriformes; Scombridae. Gene Ontology annotation, cellular component: nucleus. The coding region runs from base 408 to 1688 and encodes 426 amino acids. The transcript is spliced from 5 exons. The record is from RefSeq and is a predicted model, not a curated record.